Molecule: messenger RNA, 1074 nt
Organism: Dioscorea cayenensis subsp. rotundata (Guinea yam)
Lineage: Eukaryota; Viridiplantae; Streptophyta; Magnoliopsida; Dioscoreales; Dioscoreaceae
Product: putative ankyrin repeat protein RF_0381
Exons: 2
Coding region: 176-982 (268 amino acids)
Molecular function (GO): protein binding
Source: RefSeq, a predicted model, not a curated record
UCAAUACCAUUCUAUGUAUCUUUGCAAUAACAGUGAAAAUGAUGCCCAAAUGCAGGCCAUGAAGUAAGAAACCGAGCAAGAGAAGCUCAGAUAGAAAGAGAGAGAGAGAGAGAGAGUAGCUCUGAAACUAUCAAUACAAACUCACAUCUCCGAAUUCUCCACCAUCGUUGGCAAAAUGGCGAAGCUGGUGGAGAUCAUGGAGGACGAGAUCCUGAUCGAAUUCAAGCCGAUGAUCAAGUGCCGGACAGAGAUCCACGUCCGAUCACUCCAUCACACAGACAUCAUCACCUUCAAGGUCCAGUCAACGGCGCCUUCCAGGUUCCACGUCACGCCGCCGGCCGGACUCCUCCACCCGCUCUCCACGGUGGCGCUGCGUAUUACACUGCGUCCUCAGCCAGAGUUGCCGACCUCUACCGAUCGCUUCCUCAUUAGAGCAUCACUCGACUCGAAAACUCAAGACACGAAGCUCCGAGUCUCAUACACCGGACCCUCAACGUAUAGAGACUUUAGUUAUUUCAAUCCCCUUUUUAAGACUUCGGCUUAUAUUAAUAAGCCAGAAGAAUUAAUAGAGGAGACUGCGGAGGAGAUGGUACUACUAGUAGCUGCAAGGAGAGGAGACAUUGCAAAGCUUCAAUCUCUGUUGAAAAAGAAGCCUGCUGUUGCUGGUGUUAGUGUUAGUACUCAUAGCAAAGACCAGUAUGAUACAACGGCGCUUCACUGUGCAGCGCUGAAGGGUCACCGUGAGGCAGUGUCGAUGCUUGUGGCGUUUGGGAUUGAGAUUGAAAGCCAGGAUGUUGAGGGGCACACAGCUCUGCAUCUCGCAGUGGAGGGUGGGUCAUUGGACACUACUGAGAUGCUCAUUAACCUUGGAGCUGACGUUGAAGCAAAGACCAACAGAGGGGCCACACCUCUCCGGAUGGCAAGGUCUAUGGGGUAUGCCCAUAUUGAACACUUGCUCACCAGCAGAGGAGCUUCUAUUUGAUGGCCUUUUGCAGAACACCUCAUUCAUGUAGCCAUCUCUAUUGCAGCCCGUACAAUUAUUAAAUAUAAACCCAACACAUUCUGUAGGCUCAA